Molecule: messenger RNA, 847 nt
Organism: Acipenser ruthenus (sterlet)
Lineage: Eukaryota; Metazoa; Chordata; Actinopteri; Acipenseriformes; Acipenseridae
Product: acylphosphatase-2-like
Exons: 4
Coding region: 56-457 (133 amino acids)
Molecular function (GO): acylphosphatase activity
Source: RefSeq, a predicted model, not a curated record
UCCCUGCACAGCACGUCAUACGCAAAUUAAUCCCGUAAGUGCGUCGUAACUCGAUAUGAGAACGCUGAAUAAAAAUUCGUUCUGCAUGUCGAGGUACAGAAGGGGUGAUUUUGUGUUAACUAUACUUCUACUAGUACUAGUUACAAUGUCAGACGUAGUUAACGCCGAUGCAAAGAUGCUUUCCCUAGACUUUGAGAUUUUUGGUCGUGUUCAAGGUGUCUGCUUCAGAAUGUACACUGAGGAGGCAGGCAGGAAGCUGGGAUUGUCUGGCUGGGUUAAGAACACCAGACAAGGGACUGUAGUGGGCCAAGUGCAGGGAGCAGCUGACAAAGUAAACACUAUGAAGAAGUGGCUGAGCACAGUGGGGAGUCCGAGCUCUCGCAUUGACCGGGCUGAUUUCUCCAAUGAGAAGAAGAUCUCCAAACUGGAUUUCAAAGGCUUCUCCACUCGAUUCUGAGGGUGGAUGGGUCUUGAUUCAUUCUCCACAUAAAAUAAAACCUGCAUGAUUGCACGUUAAUGAAUACUUUAGUUAAAAAGUUGUCAAUGAACCAUCUUGGUUAAAAAUGGUUGCUCAUAUUAAUAUAAUAGCUGUAAGACUAUCUCUGUGCAGCAGAUGGGUUGCACUUCAAUAUCAGUACCCAGACUGGGGGUGCUAUGAUUGCUGCAUAGACUGUAAUUACCUAUAGUUUUCCAACAGCCUUUUCUUGCAUGUCUACUUUACCUAAUGAACAAAGGCUAAAUAUAUUUUCUUAAAAAAUUCUGACCGUGAUAUUACUUUUUCAAGUGACUAUGAAUAUCCGAGUGAUGCUGUAAUUGCUUUAGAUAAUAAAGUAUGCAGAAUUUUGAA